This is a messenger RNA of Postia placenta MAD-698-R-SB12, 840 nucleotides long. RefSeq lists its product as hypothetical. NCBI's taxonomy places the organism in Eukaryota, Fungi, Basidiomycota, Agaricomycetes, Polyporales, Adustoporiaceae. The annotation marks the transcript as partial. The transcript has 5 exons. The record is from RefSeq and is a predicted model, not a curated record.
GAUGUGGUCUGGCCUGAUACGAAACAAACAGGGCUCAUUGACUCCAUCCUCAGGAACUAUUACAUCCCCCCUGUUAUUUUUGCUGUGACUGCUCAAGAUGAUGGAACAGAGCUUCGUACAUGUAUCGACGGGAAACAGCGUCUGACAUCAAUACAGAGUGUCACCAAUAAACGAUACUGGUACCAGGAAGGUACAGCAAAGAGAAUUCUGCUCCCAAAGCAGUACAAGCAAGCUUUUGCCAACAAACAGAUUACUUGCGUGGAGUAUGAUUGUUUGACAGACGAUCAAGAGAGGGAGAUUUUCCAGCGAGUUCAGCUUGGUGUAGCAUUGACACCUGCAGAGCGUAUGCAGGCAAAUACCGGUCCGCGCUCUUCUCUCAUUCGUGAGGUACAGUCGACAGUCCUGGGUGCGGAGGGAUUUGGUGACAAUUUGGACUGGGGCCGUGCUCGAGGACGGGACUUUCAAUGUCUAGCUUCUAUCAUCUAUCUCAUGGAGCAUCAUCCACUCACUACGUUCCCCGGUGCUCCGCAGCUGGACAAAUGGCUACAGAUAACGACCCCAGUAACAUCGCAGUUCCGCAGCGAAGUCGUCGACACCUUCAGGAUUUUUGUUGCUCUUGUCAGAGACAAGCGGUACAAUGCGUCGUUCUCCAAGCCAACCCGAGUAUCACCAAUCGAGUUCACCAUGAUAGGCAUUCUGAUUUCCGUGCACCGAGCCAAGCUCUCCAUGACCCAGCUCUCUUCGGCAAUCCGGAUCAUGAGGGCGGACGUGCGGAAAAGACAUGUUGAUAUCCGCGCGAACACUAAGGUUACCAAGGACAUGUUUGCCUUCAUUACGAGC